UAUUUGACAAUUUUAACACAUGACAGUUGUCACAUUUGAGUAUUAUUUUGACGUUUCCUUUUAAAGUUUGUUUUUUCUGAUGUGGCCAAAAUUGAUAAUCAUUCAGAAAAAAUAAUAGCAAUUAAUUUAAAUCCGUUAUGUCUUGAUGUAAAAGUUUUCGGGGUAUAUGUAUUUCCUGAAUUUUAGUUGUAGAUAUAAGGGUAAUAAAAAAUGGCGUAUCAAACGCUGAGAAACGAAUAUAUGAAUACACCCCCUAUUACUAGGGCUUAUACAACAGCCUGUGUAAUAACAACUUUGGCUGUGCAUUUGGAGUUGGCGUCACCAUUUCAGCUUUAUUUUAACCCCAUAUUAAUACUUAAGGGUCAGAUAUGGAGAUUAGUUACUACGUUUUUAUUUUUUGGGACAUUUGGAUUUAAUUUCUUUUUUACAAUGAUAUUUACAUACAAAUAUUGUAGAAUGCUGGAGGAAGGUUCGUUUAGGAACAGAUCGUCAGACUUCUUGUUGAUGUUCUUAUUUGGAGCUACGUUAAUGAUUAUUUUUGCCUUUUUUGUAAACUUGUUAUUUUUGGGUCAAGCUUUCACUAUAAUGUUGGUAUAUGUAUGGUCCAGAAGGAACCUUUAUGUGAGGAUGAACUUCUUUGGGUUAUUAAAUUUUCAGGCACCAUAUUUACCCUGGGUAUUGGUUGCAUUUUCCGUCUUACUAGGAAAUGCUGUAUAUGUAGAUUUGAUGGGUAUAGCUGUAGGUCAUAUUUAUUAUUUCCUGGAAGAUGUGUUUCCUAAACAGAGAGGGGGAUUUAAAAUUCUCAAAACUCCUGCUAUACUUAAAUUUCUUUUUGAUGAAUGGCCUGAAAAUCCAGCUUACCAAAGACUGCCUGAGGAUAAUCCUGGUGGAUUUGAUUGGGGCAAUGAAGAAAACAGAAAUCCACAACAAAAUGAAGAGAAUGGAGAUAAUCGUCAAAAUGAAGAAAUAAAUAAUCAGUGAAGAAUUAUAUAUGUUUCAUAUUGUAUUAUAAAUUUUCUUGUUUUUGUAGUUAUUAAGUAACACUUCUUAUUAACAGGGGCCUUUUUUUUAAUCUUUCAGUUAUUUACCACCACAUUAGUAUGAGUUAAUUAUUAGAGCAUAAUAUAUUAUAUACUGAACUGACACUGUCAUUCUCUAUUUGGACAGACUAUAGUCAAGUAAAACGCAUGGAAUGUUCAGCCAUUGUUCAACGUCACUUACCAACCAGAUGAAAGAGAUUGGUAAUGUCAUUACGGCAUUUCGUAAAUCACUGCAUAUUCUUUUUAGUAAUUGUCAUUUGAUUUGAGGUUAUAAUUUUAUCGACCGACAUCGAUCAAUGUUAAAAUUAAAAUUUGAUUAUUUCUGUAAAACAAAAUUCAAUUUUUUUAUUGCAAAAAUGCUUCAAAGAUUUAACCAAAAUGAACAAGGUGUAAUAUUUCUAUGCAUAAUACAAAUUAAUAGCGUUUUUAACCCAGAUAUUACUGAAACUUUUUAUUACUGAAAAAUUUUUCCUUAUAAAAAUUUAGAGACGUUUUAGAUAAGCUAUUUGAAACACUUUUUUCUUAUAAAUAUUUUUAUUUUAGAUAAAAGAUUUAGAGAUAGUAGGUGUAUGUUUAAACGGACGACGGUAGGAACUAGGACUACUUUUACAACUUAACCAAAUGUGGAUAUACAAUUUGUUUUUACAUUGAAAUGACAACAUAAAAGUAAACAAAAUUG
This is a messenger RNA of Sitophilus oryzae (rice weevil), 1719 nucleotides long. Its product is annotated as derlin-2. Gene Ontology annotation, molecular function: ubiquitin-specific protease binding; misfolded protein binding. Gene Ontology annotation, cellular component: endoplasmic reticulum membrane; Hrd1p ubiquitin ligase ERAD-L complex. Gene Ontology annotation, biological process: endoplasmic reticulum unfolded protein response. The transcript is spliced from 5 exons. The record is from RefSeq and is a predicted model, not a curated record. Lineage: Eukaryota; Metazoa; Arthropoda; Insecta; Coleoptera; Curculionidae. The coding region runs from base 211 to 981 and encodes 256 amino acids.